UUAAUGCGGCAUGAAGCCCUUAACUGUAAAGUAACGAGUACUUCGGAAGAAUAUUGUUUUAAAAUUUUGAUGCAUUGCUACUACACAAUAAAUAUUAAUCCGAGUAAAUGCACUGUUUGUUCCGAAAAUGUGGUGUUGCAUGAUUGCGGUAAUUUUUACGCAUGCGUCAUUUAUUCUGGUCACGGCUAAAGUGGACGAAGUUAUUGUACAUACAGCGGCACACGCAUAUAUGAAUGACGGACUAACGCUAAAACACUAUUCGGACGGUAGAGAUACUGUUACGGUGAUAUUCACUCCCGAUAAUGAAAUUCUGGAAUGCCAUGUGGACAAAGGUGACCCGCAAAUAGCCCAAAAUCUUUUCCAUCAAGCGGUGGAAAAUCCGCUGACCGAAGACCAGUAUUUGUUCCAGGAUGACGUCGCGCGCAUUGGAAGGAAGUGCUCGAAGAUGAUUCGAGAUUUGAAACGUAUGCCGGUUGAGGAGCGCUCACUUUUCCAACAACGAAUUUUAAGUCGCUUAGAAUUGGAUUCGAUACUUCCGUCCACGGAAUACUGUGCUCGACAGAGAGUGCCGGAGAAAGAAGAGGCGAAACUAGAUCAGGAAAUAACCAAACCUUCCGGAAAUGAUAGCGAAAUCCGCUCUGCGGAAACUGAACCGUGCAACGACCAGUCAGCUAAAAGUACAAGCGAGUAUGCCGACAUCGACACUUGUUGCAAACCGUGGCAGAAAUGUGAAGAAACAAUUGACGCUCUCUCGAUAAAUAACCACCUGUUCAAUCCAUUUCCGUGGCCAAUGCGAAGCUGUUCCUGUGAAGAGACUUUCCGCAAAUGUUUCACAAGUGUGCUGCCCAAGCUGAAAGAUCAGCAAGCAGAGCAAGCGAAAAAAUUUUACGAUGCGUAUUUUAAUGAACUGAAGCCGAAAUGCUUUGAACUGUCGCAAAGGAAGGUUUGUAUCGAGUACGAUUUUUGGCAUGCUCAUUGUCUACGAGAAGAGGGCACCGACUAUUUUGUAAUAGGGAAGGCAUAAAUUUUGCAUUUAUUCUUAACGAUAUUAUUGUGAAUAGAAGUCUCCGCAUGCAAAUAUUGUUCGUGGUAUCAUUUUUCAGAACAUUCGGCACUAACAACUGCUACGGGUAGGCGAUCUGUACAGAUAGUUUGUACAUGUACAAUAUCACUUGGUCUAAAACUUAAAACUUUAAUAAUUAGACGAAUAACUACAACAUUACAUCUGGGCUUGGAACUGGGGAAUCACGAUGUUUAAAAAAUAAAUAAUGGCAGUUCUGUG
Molecule: messenger RNA, 1282 nt
Organism: Paramacrobiotus metropolitanus
Lineage: Eukaryota; Metazoa; Tardigrada; Eutardigrada; Parachela; Macrobiotidae
Exons: 3
Coding region: 128-1024 (298 amino acids)
Biological process (GO): arachidonate secretion; phospholipid metabolic process
Molecular function (GO): A2-type glycerophospholipase activity
Source: RefSeq, a predicted model, not a curated record